AUGAAUUAUCAAGUCACUAUCCUCCUCGCCAUUCUGUGCGCAAUAUUUGUGGUGUUGCUAUGUUAUGCCUUCUGGCAAAUGUCGCACAAGCAGAAACUCUUCAGCAAGCCGGCUCGCGGCAGCAGAAAGGCGUUCUCACCCCAACAGCAGCAAUAUAUGCGGUCACAGAGAAUGAGGAAUCUACAAGCGUUGGCCGAACUAGCAGACAUAGAAGCAGGCUACGGAGCCGAAACUGAAUAUACCACGACCGCGAGCAUGGGCAGGUUUAACCCGCCUCACGACAAAUCCAUUGCUGGAUCUACGCCAGGCCACCUAGCAUCCAACCAGUCCCGUCAAGACAUUCCGGCCAGGCAAUGGCAGGGACAGGGACAGGGAUAG
This is a messenger RNA of Exophiala mesophila, 378 nucleotides long. RefSeq lists its product as uncharacterized. The coding region runs from base 1 to 378 and encodes 125 amino acids. The transcript has a single exon. The record is from RefSeq and is a predicted model, not a curated record. NCBI's taxonomy places the organism in Eukaryota, Fungi, Ascomycota, Eurotiomycetes, Chaetothyriales, Herpotrichiellaceae.